ACCAUGACGUGCUUCUAAUAUCUGUGAUAGAUUGAUAAAUAAAGACUAAUCUGUAUGUCGUGUGCAAAGUUCUAUCCCUAUAGUAUCGAGAUAACCCGCCAAAAAAUUAAUAAAACAAAAAAAAAUCUAACGCGUACUACACACUCUCCCCUAAAAAACAUUAUAUUAGCAUGUUAAUAUUAUAUUAUAGAAGCCCAUAGAUAUUUAACUUCAUAAUUCAUUUUAAAUAAUUUCAGAUUCAGCACAUGGUUCUCUAUGAGGUGCAGUAUGGCAAUAGGAAACAAAUUGGCACUGCCCUAGUUAUUGGGUCUGGGACAGAAAAUGAGAUGGUGCUGCAGAAAAACGAGAGAGAAUGCCAAACAUCACCAGAGCCAACGCCUAGAUCACCAACACCACCCCCAUCUCCAGCCGAAUUUAUAGAGAUUCCUCUUCCAGGUUCCCCUAGCCUUCCAAUCAUCAGACGUCCUGCCAAAGGGAAAAGGUCAACAAAAAUACCAAAACCCAAACCAACAUCAAAGAAAUCAACAAAACCAUUAGCCAAAGUUUUGUCAAGGGCAAUGCCUCCAACUACACCACGAUCAUCAAUACCGGGACCAACAACCGCAUCCCUAAGUCCAACAAAUUCCACCUCUAGACCAACAACCUCAGGGCCGACAACAAAUCCCACCUCUAGACCAACAACAUCAGGGCCGACAACAAAUUCCAACUCUAGACCAACAACCUCAGGGCCUACAACAAAUCCCACCUCUAGACCAACAACCUCAGGGCCAACAACAAAUCCCACUUCUAGACCAACAACCUCUGGACCAACAACAAAUUCCACAUCUAGACCAAGGCCACUAUCACCCCCAACAUCACCACAAAUAAUAGUGCACCAACAACCUCACUUACAAUCACCACAACCACCAUCACCAGCAACACCAUCAGUAAACCAUCGAUCGAUCUUUCCUGAUGACCACAGGGUGUUUCAUGUCCUCGACACUAUCUUGAGAGGGGUCACACGAUUAAACAUGAAAGUAACAGACAUCGACAACAGACUUAAGACUCUAGAGGCCAAACAUGACAUUCACCAUGAAGAGUCUAGGAGAGGAAGAAGGCAGGAGACACCCUGGUCUGCACCACCAGCAGACAGUGACGAUGGAAGUGAAGCAACACAUACCAUUACCCAUCCAGCUGGAAUGGUAAUUGACCAAGACAGGUUGUUAACGCUGAAAGGGAAGUCACAGUCUGCAGGAAACUUCGCCGCACUUGUUAUGAGAGAAUUGAAACCACACCUGUUUGGUCCAGAGAACCUAAGACAACUAUAUAACUGGAAUGGAGGUUGUGUAAACGGAAAAAGGGGGUUAAGCCCAAACACAAAGACGGCAGUAAGCAAUUACACCACCAUGUUUUAUCCUGAAUGCCAAAAGGAGGACUACUUUCGAGAUACGGUAAUUCAGAAGAUAAAUGAGAUUUUGAGAAGGCCUGCUGUUAAAAGAUGUCGUCGAAGGCUGCUCGCAACGCCACUGAACACUAUAAACAAUGAUGCAAAUCAUAUUUAAAUGUAUUUCUGCCAUUUACGUACUUAUCGUACACCUUUAAAAUUGUGUGAUCAAUUGCUGUAAUGUACAAAUUGUAUACAUUUUUUCAUGAAUCACUUCUUUCGUGAAGUACAUCUAUGAUCUUGCAUAUGAAUAUAUGAUAUGGGUUGAUAUUAUACCGAGAUUAUAUAUAAUGUGUAUAU
This is a messenger RNA of Mytilus trossulus (common blue mussel), 1723 nucleotides long. RefSeq names its product mucin-2-like. The record is from RefSeq and is a predicted model, not a curated record. Gene Ontology annotation, molecular function: DNA binding. Gene Ontology annotation, biological process: rDNA heterochromatin formation. Gene Ontology annotation, cellular component: heterochromatin. The coding region runs from base 246 to 1541 and encodes 431 amino acids. The transcript has 2 exons. Lineage: Eukaryota; Metazoa; Mollusca; Bivalvia; Mytilida; Mytilidae.